Messenger RNA from Anopheles moucheti, 841 nucleotides. RefSeq lists its product as uncharacterized. The record is from RefSeq and is a predicted model, not a curated record. NCBI's taxonomy places the organism in Eukaryota, Metazoa, Arthropoda, Insecta, Diptera, Culicidae. Bases 1 to 459 code for a protein of 152 amino acids. The transcript has 4 exons. Gene Ontology annotation, cellular component: membrane.
AUGAAUAGCAGGCUGCAUCUGUUGGCUGUGCCCUUGCUCAGCCUGUUCAUGGGCUAUGUAGCAAGCCUAGAAGAGGAUUGUGUCGACUUCCAAGGAAACUCGGUCGCACACGGUCUACUCUACGUACCUGGACCGGGGGUGUGCAGCUUGUGUGUGUGCUACCACUCUGAGCCGCUAUGGUGCAAAGCAAUAUACUGUGAUCCACCCUAUUUCUGUAAAAAAUUUCGUGUAGGUGAACGAUGCUGUGAAUUUGAAUGUCUAGAUCCACCCGGUGAGGACGACAUGUAUCAGGAGCGACUCCGGAAGCGGGCAGAGAUUCUCGCCGGGAAUGGAGCCAACCAACUAUCACGAUCCGGCUACUGGUUCUGGUCACCGGUGAGCAGAGCAACGGCCGCCGGUCUACUACUGCUAGCGUUAGUGCAGAGCGUUACGCAAAGGUUGCUUCUGCUGCCGUCAUAGCUUUGCUGAGGGUACAGCACGCCGUUAUGCUCGUUUCUUCGUUCGCCGUCGUAACACCUUGUGCGGUUCGCAUUCGCACGAAGAGCCGCCCGCGGGUACGUAUCGGGAACUACCGGUGUAGCGGAACAAACGGAGCGUUAUAGAAUAUUUAAAAAAAACUGGAAUCAAACCUAAAGUUCUAAAGUAAUGCCGAGGAUGGCUUCGGUCAGUUGCGCAUUACAUAAUGGUAAGGGAACACAAAACGCUAAGGGUGGAAAAUAAAAACGAUGCUACAUUUCUAAAACUAAUGUCUUUAAUACAAAACACUGCAGUAAAACAAACUGUAAUACCGUGAUUAUUAGCCGCUACUAAAGAUGCAACAAUGAGAGUAAACAAAGCAACC